CGUGGCGUCGCUGGCCGCCCAGAGCAGAGAAAUCCACGGCUGUUGCUCGGUGUGUUUGGUGCGGGAGACGAGUGUUUAUUCCCAGCGUUUACGGGAUUUAAAGACUCACCAGUCAACUUCAGAGUAAAUACUUGCACUCCCUGGCUCCGUAAAUCACGGGACAAUGAAUGGUAAGUCCACGAACGGUUCUGUGGGAGGAAUGGCCUGUAUCGAGGGGCUGCCCCCGCUGCCGAAGAGCCUGAGCGGCUUGCUGAACUCAAGCGGCGGCUCCUGGAGAGAAAUGGAGAGGAUGUACGUGAAGAAGACCAUGAUCCAGGACGACCUGAGCCGAGGCAGGAACAACGCCGACAACCUGCUGGCCAACAAGCCGGCCAACCUCGACGCUGCCCUGGCUCUGCUGCGGAAAGAGAUGGUGGGCUUACGUCAGCAGGACAUGUCCCUGCUGUGCCAGCUGUGGUCGCUCCACGAGUCGAUCCAGGAGUACAAGGGCAGCUGCCAGGACCUGAGCGCCGCCUCCAGCCUCAGCAUGAUGGAUAACGGCUACUUUGACGAGGAUGACGAGUAUUACCCAGAGCCCGGUGCCACCCCCACCGGAGAACAGCCAGACGGAGAGGUCGGAGACGGGACGGCAACAAUGGCAGCAGCCAAGAACGGGAGCAGCAGCAGCAAAGACGACAGCUGGGACUCCUUUCACGUUACCAUCUGAGGCCUCAUUCUCGGCACCGUUCUGCAGAUGGAUACAUAUUUUUGGGGGGUAAAGCUGGAGGAAAAGCCGCAAGGCUCACGAACCCUUUUGGAAGGAAUUAAACUGGUUGGUUAGAGAUAGCUGCUUGUGGUAUGUCGUUACCAUAAUAGACUCCAGCUUGACUUCAACUCCUCAGGUGAAACGCACCCCUGCUUGUGCUGCAGAAUUUUUGUUUUUCUUUUGCAGCACGACCAGGAGCUUCAUCAGACUGCGGAGCUGAGAGGCCGGGUGCCUAGUUGACGCCCUUUCAAACUCAGGAGUUGAGACGGAUUGUAUUCCAAGACUCCAUAUACUCAAAAUUAGGCAAUAUAUAAUUCCUUUUUAUAAACGGCUCUACUGCUGCUUCUAUAUCAAGUGGUUUUGCUAGCCAAUCACCCUUUUUGGCAGAACUGUUUUUUUUACAUAUACAAAAAUAUAUGAACAAAGUUGUAUUAUUUAUUAUAUAAUAUAAAUAACAAGAUAUUUGCUUUCCGGUUGCUCUCGAUGGAAGUUUUGUACUGCAACUCUACCCAGGUACAAGGGUACAGCAUUUACAGGUUGGGAAUCCCGGAAAUUGGGACUUCAAAGCAAGCACAGAGGACAGGACUUCUGAACUCUUCAAUCGGUGUUGGUGCAAAGAGACUGUGCGGACAUGCUGACGGAGACGGUGUGUGUGUGUGUGUGUGUGUGUAUUACUUUUAAGUGGUGAAAUCAUUCAUUAAUGUAAAUCCCAGAAGGUCUGCACAGAAGGUGUCAGAUCUCAAGAAUGGAGAAAGAGGCGAAGUCGUCAUACCUGCUUUCAGAGUUUUGGUACAGGAGUGACGGCUAUGCUUUCCUACCUUUUUUAGAUGGAGCAGACGCUUGCUCUGAAAAUGUGAAAUGUUCCAAAUGCUGGAGACAGUUUGAACCUGAACCUUCAACGCUGUUACGGGCGACUUUUUCAGACUGGUUGGUGUAAAAGGCACGGUGGUUUCGAUCUGGUGAAUUAUGUUUUACUCUGCUGUGGAUGAUCCCUGUCAUGAUACAUCCACUGAGGAGUUAAAGCAUAAUCCCAGGCCCAGGUCUUGUUUUCAUAGUGAUGGCAAUAAUUCCUAUCGAUAAUAACAUUGUGCUCCAAGUUCUCGAAGCCAGACAAGGCAAGCAACAUGAGCACUUAAGUCGCCAUGUUGGCAUGUGCAGUAUUAUCAUAACUAACCGAAACAACCAUGAAAAACUAUGAAUAUAAGCUUCAAGUUGUAAUCAAGAGCUCAUAAGCCAGCAUUGGUUGAAAAUAAUCAGGAAAAAACUGGAUAAAACGACUUAUUCAGCCAUUUUCCACGUAACCAGCUUUGAGACUUCUCUUCUAAAUAUAUUCUAUCAAAUAAAUGUUGCCAAGAAACGAGAAACUGUGAUCAACUUCACACAUAAUUUACAUUUGCUGGUUGUAAUUGUCUGGUCAUUUAUCACAGUGGCAUCGAUGGAGGAAUGAGAGGACAUCAAUCUGACUGGCUUGUGACGGUCUGUGAGUUUGAAAAAUCUGUUGUGUGGUCACUGCAGCCUCAGAUGUUCCUUGCAGAGUAAACACCAAACUGUAGGUCCUAACAUGGUAGCAUCUAGCAGCUGAUUACAGGGUACUUUAUAAUACUGUGUAUCCUACAUGAAACUGAUCUCAGUUACACCAUACAGGCUCAACACCAGGCUAAACAUUAGUCUUAUACAUGGAUACAUCCAUCCUUAUAUAUAUAUAUGGAUAUUAUUACAGUGUUUCAGCAUACCUUCAAACCUUCUAUCGGGGAUUUAAGUAUCCAAGCCUCAUCCCUGAAACUCAAGUAGAUGGGAGUUUCCAUCACUAGACGAUACUGGUCACUAACAAGAUUGUAACAGCAAGUGUUUUUAACUUCCUGCUUGCUGUUGGAAGAGUGUUUUCAUUGAAACACUCCACAGACGCAGCCUUAUUUGAGACUCUAAGUAUGUUUUUCCAUCUAUACCACAACACGCAAAGACGUUUGGAUGUCCAAAUAUAACUUCUGCUACACGUAUAUGAAACCUAUGGUCUGUGCAGUCUUCCUCAAUACCUAAACGGUCUCAGUUGGACUUGUAGCAUGCAACACUACAGCUCGACACACAGCAGCUGCUUUGUAACUCAAACUACGAAACUAAUGUCAACACCCGCCCUCACUUUGAGAAGGUGUGGGAUGUUUCAGUGUUGAUAUUGUGUCUGUAUAAAUGGUAUGACGCCAUCUGUUUGUAGGCUGGUCCACUAUUUGUGCGCUUGUGGAACACAAACCAAAGAAAGUCCAGCACUCAAAAUGAAAUGUAUUUGGUUUAAGGUGCUGAAGGAGACGCUGUCCUAAUGAACUGCUCUUGAAUGGUUAAGUUUUACUUAAAAGGUACAGCACAUAAUGACAUCUAAUGUCUUGAAGAAUGUCUUUACAGUUAACAAAAACAUGUUCUCUGUCCUGUAGCAGUGACAGUUAAAGGAGCUCUGUGCGAGAUUCAGAGGUUGUGUGCACACGGCUCUCAACAUGGAGGUAGCUGAGCCGCUAAUGGUGCUAGGAGCUAACUUUGCUAACACCAUGAAGUGCGGACAGAGCUAAUGGUAUUGGAUGCAACUUGCGCUUGCGGCCGGACCGUGCUCAGGACGCCAUUACUCCACUAUAUCUCUACAUGGCAAAUAGUUGUUUGCUGCUAUAUAAAUACUCUGAACAUCAUAUAGAGCUCCUUUAAUUUCUCAUUGUGGUGAUAGUUACGCCUUCAGCCCUCUCGAAGACACGCUGAUAUUAUCAGAAAACUUCUAUUUUCUCACACUGUUUUUGUCACUGAUUGACAAGUGAGAGUUUCAGUUGUGUCAUGUGUUGUAAAACACCUCUCCAUCUACACAACUGGUGUGUAAAGAAACUGUUAACUCGUCAUUUCAUAGUGGCGAACAGUAGUUAGCACACAGAGGUGACAGAAGUGUAACAUUAAAGGAAUAGUUAGACAUUUUAGGAAAUGUGCUUCAUUACUUUCUUGUCUAGAGUUACAUGAGAGGAUUAAAACCACUUUCAUAUCUAUUUGAAUUUCAUCCAUUUAUCAUAUCUUUUCUACCUAGCUUGUUAGCGUAGCUUUGCCUGAAUACUGGAAACAGAGAAGACAGCUAGCCUGGCUCUGUCCAAAUGUAACAAAAGCAUCCCUUUUAAGUUUUUAAAAAUGAACGCUCAAUGUUUCAUUUGUUUGAUACGUAUAUAAAGUUUAAUUGCAAUGAACGGGACUAGAGAAAAGUAACAAGACAAGAAAUCAAAUAAGUCGAUUUCCAAAAACGUUGAAGCUAUUCCUGUAACAGUUUGAUCAUUUCUAUCAAGAAUUGGAGGAAAAUGUAUUUUUCAAGGGUUUUCUUCCUUUUUGCUUCUAAUUUGAGUUCUUAAAGAUAUACUAUGCAGGUUUUGUCAGUUACUGCUUGUAAACGCAACAUUCAGGAACUUUCCAUAAACGGCGAUGCGCUAGCAAACUAAGCUAACGGCCGGCACCUACUUACCCAACAGAAACCAGACCAACUCUGCAUUGCUCCCUCCGAGAUUCACUCUCAUUUUGGAACAAGCUUUGCCUCACUAUAUUUGUAAUUUGUUGCAUUGUGUCUACAGAUUCCCUAGCUUCCUCUUGGAUGCGUGCUGCUACUACCUGAUCGUUACCUUUUUAUAAGUCCCAGCCUGACCUUUGUGCUGUCAUUGGCUGGGGGCUACACGCUCAUAAACAUCCCGGACACAGCAAAGUAAAAAGAAAAUACAGGCAGAGGGCAGAGUCCCUGCAGAUAAAUACACCCCAACACUCUUCUACUGGGUCUUGUGUGAUAUGAUGAAAUUUUCUAGGAAAAUCCUGCAUAGUAUACCUUUAACUGUAUGACGUUUUCUUCCUCUCACAAGCACCUUUCAUUCUAAAACACCACUACCUACUCACUUAAAAAUCUUGUGCUGUUAAUGUUCAUAAUGCAAGUUUCUAAAUAGGGCCUCAAACAUAAAAAGAGUCAGUAGAAUACGAUGGUACUGACUCCAUCGUCUAAUGAGUUGGGUUGAAUGUUAUUUGUUACAAAGUUUCUCGGCCUGUUGAGGGCCAUGGUUUAUAAAACUUGUCUUUUUGUCUGUACAGUAAAACUGCAUCUGAAUGCUACCAAUAUCUCCAGUCAAAUUACCCAUUUAUGGUCAGUAAAAACUCCAGUUUUAGCCCUGUAACCUAAUCCAAAGCAAACAAUCUUAAGAGAUGCAGCUUAAAACGUUUCUGUACGAACUUGAUCCCUGAUGUUUUAUUGGAUGUCUACACAAUUAGUGCCUUUGUAAACCUUCAGGUUCCAGAUUUGUGGUUUGCUCUUCAAAACGGGGAUGAGAAUAAACCAUGAGCUGUUAUAUCAUAUGACUCAUUUGACAUGCACUUGAUUGCUAAAGCUGCUACGUCUAGAAUUUGAACCUUGAUGACUUUCACAACUUCCUUAAUCCCUUACUGGUCGUGUAUUACAUCAGUACAAAUCCAGGAAAUCUCAGAAAGAGGUGAUUAAAAGGUGUUCAGAGAUUUGGAGGUGUACUCUGGUCUCUUCCAGACUCUGCUCCUUUUUUUUACUCCCCUGUCAAAGGCUCCUUUUUCAUUUUAUUGACGAGGAUGCAGCUGUUGGGAGCGGUGUAUUUUUGAUGCUUCCUGCCUCUGAAAUUUGAGUUGCUGAGGCAGUUCUCUUCCUGUCUCCUUGGUUGAUGCUGUCAAGAAAUUUUGCACGUCAUACUUGGACUAUAUAUACAUAGAAUAACUUGCAUUCUUUCUACGUAUAUUCUCUUAAGAUCAAUUUGAAUCUUCUACACGAAGCAGCUUUAACUUCCAGAACGUAUAACAGCCUUAAAAUCAGUCAUGUCACUUGCAAAACAUGUAUUCAGCUACGAUUUUGCACUUGUUUGUGGUUGUUCUGUGCUAAAUCUCCCUCAAAAGUACAACUACCUGAUCCUCUUUGAGUCGGUCUUUAUUCCACAGGCACACGGUGCUCAUUGGACAGUAGCUCAACUGUAACUAAACCCAGCACAAGAGAGAUAAGAAAGGUGCUUUUAAUUGAACACCAGCAAGUUGUAGCCAAAAUCGUACCGUUAGCAGUUGAGUAUUGUGUGAUUUUCCAACUUUUACAACCCCUUUUUCAUGUGAUUAUUGGAUGUGUAACGAGAUGUCAUCUCAGGGUAAACUUGUGGCAAAAUGUCUCCUGAUAGGAAGUUAUCGACAUGUCUUUUACCUUGGAGGGGCAAAUAAUGAUAAAAACAUUUGAACACGAUUGUAAUGUGACACAUGAAUAACUGGCCAAAUGUAAACAUACUUGUAGCAACUGUAAUGGAUUUAUUUCUAUGUAGAUGAUGUUUUGGUGUGAGUGUCUCUAAAUCAAACACCAAGGGCUUCUUUCUAAAGCCACCAUUUUUGCACCAAGUUUGAACAAGUGCAUGAAGAAAUCAGUUGUUAGAAGAGAUGGAAUUUUUCUACUUAGAGUGGCCUCAGUAGACCAGAGUGCAGUGCAACCACAAAGACUUCACAUGUUUUGACUGAAGUGAAGUGAUUACUGUAAUCACAGUCACGCCUCGGUGUUCACUUCACACCCCUGCUUUAGUGGUUGUUUAGAAGCACUCUGGGAAAUGUAGGAAGGGUGUGGACAUACUUUGACAUGCACAGAAUAACUUGAUCAGAGACAGAUGACGUUCAAUGAGAGUUAGAGGGGAGACUUAUUCAUGAGAGCUGUCAAACGGCCAUGUCGCAGUCACCAAAAAAACGUUUUUCUUUGCCCCAUGAAAACAAAAAUGCAUACACUUAUUUUUCGCUAAAACUUUACCCUUUAGCUGACCUGUGUUGAGGCCUGGGUUUCAUCAGUUGAAUUGUAGCUUGUCAGUCAGCCAAGAAAAACACAAGAGACCCACAGAGGUAUUAAAUGUAACAGAUCAUUUUUACAGCCGAUUGUUAGCAUUGAUUAGCUUUUCUAAUUACUGGCUACAGCUGUUUAUUUGGUUUGAAUCUGAGAGACCAGAGAAGUGAAAUGUGUGACAUCAUAUUUAUACUGUAUAUCAUUCAUCAUAAUCAUUCAUUAAAUUACUAUAGUGGAAAAAAAGGUGUUAAUGUAUUUGUGUUGCAUAAGAAUAAGAGGUUCUUCAGAGAACAUGUGAAGCCUGUGUUGUUACCAUCCAUCAUUACUCCUGUUCUUUGAUCUAUGAAUGACCAUACUACUGUUUCUUUGGACAAUUAGUCUCAAUGCUAUCAUAGUUAUGAUACUGAUAUGAAUUUAAUAAAGUGAUUCCAUGCUUUUCA
Molecule: messenger RNA, 6994 nt
Organism: Epinephelus fuscoguttatus (brown-marbled grouper)
Lineage: Eukaryota; Metazoa; Chordata; Actinopteri; Perciformes; Serranidae
Gene: fam89a
Product: family with sequence similarity 89 member A
Exons: 2
Coding region: 164-706 (180 amino acids)
Source: RefSeq, a predicted model, not a curated record